Molecule: messenger RNA, 1272 nt
Organism: Eimeria maxima
Lineage: Eukaryota; Apicomplexa; Conoidasida; Eucoccidiorida; Eimeriidae
Exons: 10
Coding region: 1-1272 (423 amino acids)
Molecular function (GO): zinc ion binding
Source: RefSeq, a predicted model, not a curated record
AUGACCUCCAGCGCCGAAGAGCGACAGAAGCACGGUUUGUCCGACUUUGUGGAAGCAGCGAAGACACAGCUUCUCAGUGGAGAACGGCGCAUCUACGAAUAUUUCCUUUGUAAAGUUGGAGUGGGGCACUCGGUUGUCAUGUCUGACGAAAGAGAAGCCUCGGGUGAACGGACAACGCUGCCUCCAGAAUAUGAUAGUGCAUAUCUGCAGAAUGGGGCGGCAGCUCCAACAGAGACGCUUACAGUUUUCUUUGACGAUCCUGAACAGUCCAAGGGGUCGUCCUGCAUCAGGAAGGCAGAAGCCAUCCGACAGGCAAAUAGAGGACUUUCCAUGGCCACAGCGGGCGUCCUGCCUCGACACACUUUCCGUCAGGAAUACGUCGUUUACGAUUCAUCACAGGUGGUGCCAAACUAUUUGGUGCUCUUCGAAGUGGACCCCACAGAGCCUGAGCUAUUUGCCGUACCACUCUGCGACACUUGCCAGGAUUCACCAGCUGCAAUUUGGUGCCCUGCAGACAUGGCUAAGCUGUGCGAAGCGUGCGACGAACGCCUCCAUUCCUACAACAAGCUGGUGUCAAGGCACAUCAGAGUUCCAUUGAACGAGAUGCCCAAACCAAGUGGACGCUGCAAGCAGCACACAGGGGAAGAAUAUGAGGCGUUUUGCACAUUGUGUCAUACACCUGUUUGCCGCAUGUGCCGGCCUAACCACUUUCAUGCAGAUGCGACGGGUAGGGCAACGAGUAGGAGUUCUCCAGGAGGUUGCACCUUGAUACCACUGUCACUGGCAUACUCUGGGACUUUGGAGAAAGGCCGCCAACCCCAUCUCAUACUAGAGAAGCGCAGAACGGAGCUUACACAGAAACUGGAAGCCCUUCAGAGUCUUAUCGAUGGAGCCCGCUGCAACUGCCGUUCCGUCGAACAGAGAUGUUACUCUAUAUUGGAGGAGUCGAUGAACCAGCUAAAGGGGUGCACGGAGGAUAAAAUGGGCAUCGUUUUGUCUCAGCAGUUCGAGCUGCAAAGGCAGUUGGACAUGAUCGAGUGGAGCGAGAACUUCCUGCGACUACAGCGCUCCGUCCUUCCACCUGCCGACUACUUAGCCUCAUGGCUCAGGCACUGCCGCUUGCGAGACGAGAUGGAGUCACUUGCAGGGGAUUUCUCGGACUUGUCACAGAUGGUCCUCCCAAAUAUGAGAUUGGAAGGCACGGUUGAAUUCCUUACAGAUACAGCACUGCAGCACAGAGAACUUCAUCGCCUGCGAGGAAAUAAAACCUGA